This is a messenger RNA of Arxiozyma heterogenica, 2328 nucleotides long. It is a transcript of the gene EMC1, whose product is annotated as Emc1p. The record is from RefSeq and is a predicted model, not a curated record. The transcript has a single exon. NCBI's taxonomy places the organism in Eukaryota, Fungi, Ascomycota, Saccharomycetes, Saccharomycetales, Saccharomycetaceae. Gene Ontology annotation, biological process: protein folding in endoplasmic reticulum. Gene Ontology annotation, cellular component: EMC complex. The coding region runs from base 1 to 2328 and encodes 775 amino acids.
AUGUGGUGGGCUAAUUGGCUUUGUCUGGUUUUCUCACUUCUAAGAUUAACUUUUGCUGUUUUUAUUGAUGAGGUUGGUGUAACAGAUUGGGCUUUGCAAUCAAUAGGUGAAUAUAGAUGCAUUGUUGGUGAUUAUAUUGAAGAAGACCUAUUUUUGAUCGUUUCUAAUAUUGAUAAUAUAAGUUUACUAUCUUUGGUUAAUCGUACCAACGGUAAUUUAAUAACUAGAAGGGUGACUGCUUCAAGAAUUGUAGAUGUUAAGUAUGAUGAAUUACAGGCAAAUCUUCUUUUAUAUGAUGAAGAUCAUGCUACAUCUCAGCUUUCUAUACUAAAUAAAGAUAUUUAUUUAAAAGAAAUAUCCAGCAUGGAUGUAAAUUACACUAUACCUUCCCUUUGUAAUAAGGUUAAUUAUAAAAAUAUAGUGAUCACCUUGGAGGAGAAUAUGUUAAAGGUGAUUGAUCCAGAAUCUAAAUUGACAGUCAUAUCUAUUCCAUUGCCAAGCAACUUUAAAGGUAUUGAGUAUUUAAAGACCGACUAUUUAGAAGAAUUAGAGAUUUUAUUAUCUACUAAUGAUUUAACCUAUUUUUAUCAUAAUUUAACUAAUGAUAUCUCUACAAAUUCAUGGUAUAGGGAUGAAUCAGUAACAGAUAUUGUGGACUUCGAGUUUGUCGAUAUUAUUGAUCAUUCUAUGGACUCCAUUAGCAUGGAAUUGAAUGAUGAAAACACUUUUAAUAAUAUUUGGCAGGCUUAUAAUUUUAGGGUGAAAACAAAUUUCAAUAGAUUAAAGAAAUAUGCUAAAGCUCAUCAUUAUUCUCCAGGCAGAAUGAUAACUGAUUUUUUUAAUAUUGAUCUAAAGAAAAAUGUUACUAGUGAAAAAAGCUUAAUUCUCAGAAAUUCAAACGAUUUAAUAUUUGGGUUUAAGAAAUUGUUAGUUGUUCUAACUCAGAAUAGACAACUUAUUGCAUUGGACAUUAACAGAGGAGGUGAAAAAAUUUGGUCAAUUCAAUCUAAAUUAUCUAAUGUUGUUUCAAGUUUUGAUUGGGAUGCAACUUUGAAUCAACUAAUAAUAUUUAAUGACCAAGGUGAUUAUGAAAUAUGGAAUUUGUUAAAGCCAGUGCUUGAACCAACUUUUAAGCAAAAUGGAACUUUCAAGGAUUCAUUACCUAAUGCUAAUUGUAAUAUAUUGGACAUUAAUAGAUUAAGUCAUAAUGAUAAAACCUACCAUGUUCAAUUGGAUUGUAAAGACAUGGAUUCUAAUCGAAUUGAUAUGAUCGUUUCAUUAAGAAAUAUACAUAACAAUAUUCAUAGUACGAGAUUUUUUGUUACUCAUGAUAAUACUACAAUUAAAGGACAUGUUGUCCUUAAUAACACAAAUAAAGUUAUUCCAACAUGGCAAAUAACUCUAGAUAAUCCAAAUGAAAAAAUUGUAGCAUUUUCCUAUAGACAUGAUGUUGAGACAGUUAAUCCUGGUUUGGUCUUAGGUAAUAGAACUGUACUUUACAAAUAUUUAUAUCCAAAUAUUGCCAGUUAUAUUGUAUUUAACAAAAUUACUAAUAAGAUUUAUAUUAACAUUAUUGAUACUUUGAAAGGUGAAAUAUUGGUAUCACAGAUGCAUGACAGGGAGUAUGUUGAUAUAGAUUAUCCAAUUAAUAUACUUAUUGGUGAGCAUUGGGUUAUCUAUUCAUAUUUUAGCUUAGAACCUAUCCCUGAACAAAAAAUUAACGUUAUUGAAUUAUACGAAUCUUUAAUACCAAAUGAAAGAAUAUCUGAUCCUGAUAAUGAAAACUUCAAUCCAUUAAAACAAUCAAUCAAACCAAAGCAUAUGUCACGCUCAUAUUAUUAUCCUGAAAUUAUUAACAAGAUGAGCAUCUCGGAGACUAAAUUUGAUAUAACAACGAAAUCUAUUAUACUGGAAUUAGCAAAUGGGCAAAUUACCUUUUUGCCAAAAUAUAUCAUUGAUGCAAGAAAAAAAACAGAAUCUGAGAUGACUGAUGAUGAUAAAAAGGAAUUUAUGGCCAGUUCAUACAUUCCAACUAUCCCAAUCAAUGAUCUGUUUGUUAUUACUCAUAAAAGAGAUUUGGUGUUUGGCAAAUUAUCUAAACUUGGUUCAAUUGCAACAAAUUUAGAAUCUACUUCUAUUGUCUGUGAUGUUGGGCAUGAUAUAUUUUGUUCUAGGAUUACACCAUCAGGGUCAUUCGAUGUUCUUGACCCAAACUUUGAGACAGGUAAAUUAGUAGUUUCCAUAUUAGUAUGUCUCUUAUUAUAUUUGUUUUUGCGUCCAUAUGUCACGAAAAGAAGGAUUAAAGGUUUAUGGCUCGUACAUGAAUAA